Messenger RNA from Diorhabda sublineata, 1395 nucleotides. RefSeq names its product V-type proton ATPase 21 kDa proteolipid subunit c''-like (gene Atp6v0b). Gene Ontology annotation, molecular function: proton-transporting ATPase activity, rotational mechanism. NCBI's taxonomy places the organism in Eukaryota, Metazoa, Arthropoda, Insecta, Coleoptera, Chrysomelidae. The record is from RefSeq and is a predicted model, not a curated record. Gene Ontology annotation, biological process: proton transmembrane transport. Bases 115 to 753 code for a protein of 212 amino acids. The transcript is spliced from 5 exons. Gene Ontology annotation, cellular component: proton-transporting V-type ATPase, V0 domain.
ACAUUCCUGACAGUGCUUCCACAACGUUUGACAUUCGUACAAUGUAUUAUUAGAAUCCAAAAUUUUUAAAAUUGCUAAUUUUUGUUUACGUAUUGAAAGUUAAGAUUUACGAAAAUGCGAUACGUUUUGAGUUACAUUUUUAGCGUUCUAGUUACAUCGGCAUUAAUAAUUUUUGGGCUCUAUUACUUACUUACUGGAAAAGGGGAGCAAAUAAGUAUAGCAUGGUUCCUAUUGAAUGUAUCUCCCCAUAUGUGGGCUUCUCUUGGAAUUGGUUUGGCAGUAUCUUUAUCAGUUGUAGGAGCAGCAGCAGGAAUUCACACCACUGGAGUCAGUAUAGUGGGUGCUGGAGUAAAAGCACCUAGGAUUAAAACCAAAAAUUUAAUUUCCAUUAUUUUUUGUGAAGCUGUAGCUAUUUAUGGCUUGAUUAUGGCUAUUGUAUUGUGUGGUAGUUGGAAGAACUUUGAUGUUACUGAAUUCUUCAGCAAUGCACAAGUAUUUUCCCAGAAUCAUUAUGGAUCCCAUGUUAUUUUUGGAUCAGGUUUAACUGUUGGAUUUGUAAAUCUAGUCUGUGGAUUUUGUGUGGGGCAAGUAGGAUCUGGAGCAGCCAUUUCAGAUGCAGCCAAUUCGUCAUUAUUUGUUAAAAUCCUGAUUAUUGAAAUUUUUGGAAGUGCUAUUGGGUUGUUCGGCCUAAUUGUUGGGGUGUAUUUGGUAAGCACAGACUUUUUUAAUAUUAUAUUUUUCACCAAAUCUUAAUGUUAUAACUUUGAUUUUUCUUAUUGGUAAAACUAAAUGAAUUUGUAUAUUCAUCUUCAUUGUUCUGGGAUAUACAAAUUACAACAUAGAUUAUCAUACCUGCCUCCGACAUUUGCUGGUCAAAAUUCAGUUCAAAGCAAUCAUGUUUUUUUAUUUUUGAUAGGAUUGUACUUUUACUAGGUCAAAUUGAUAAUCAACUCAUUUUAUUUUGUUUGAUAUGUGUCUUAUACUGUGUCACAUCUAUUUUCUAAAAAUCUGAAAAGUUUGUAAUGUUCAUACUGAACACACCCUUUAUAUUACCACUACACGAUCACUUGGUUUUCGAAACGCGCAUUAGACAGUGUAAUUGUGAUUGUUGGUGAGUGGAAAUGUAAACAGUGUAUUCAGUAGAAGUACCUUAAGAAUUUUUCAAUGUCAAAAGAUAAACAAUAUAUUUUCUUCAAUUUUUGCACACAUUAGAAUAAGCUACAAUGUUUGAAAUAUGAAAAAAUUGUAAGUUUCUUGGACUCCUACAGUAGUCAACCAAAAACCAACUAGUUGAGAAGAAUUUUAAUAUUGUUGUAUUGAGCAAUUUAUAUUUAAUAGAUUUAAUGCAAUUUUUCAAGUUGUAAUUCAGUACUAAAUUAAAAUGAUGUAAAUAGC